AUGUCCGUCCCCAACGACCCUCUGGCCACAGAAGGCUUGAGAUCGCUCAGCCCUGAGCCCAUUGAAAGUAUCAGCGAUCGGGAGUCGACGUUGAGUGCCAGACUCGACGGCGAUGAUCCAUCGGAUGCAUCGUACUAUCAGCGCCGGCAUCGGGACCGUCAGAAGAAGCAGGUCGUGAGACUGGUCGCCUUUGUCGUGGCUAAUGCAUUCUCCCUGUGUGCCGGGUCUAAUGUACUCUUCUCUAUGUACGCCCCGCUGUUCCAGUCGCGACUACACUACACGCAGCUCCAAGUCAACGGCGCCGCCAUUGCCUGCUCCGUCGCCCUCUACUUGCCCAUUUCGAUCGUGGGUUUUCUCUGCGACCGGUACGGGGCACCGCCACUGGCACUUGGCUCCGGAACUAUCCUGGGACUUGGGUAUGGACUGGCCGCCGCUGUCUACCGCGAUGUUGACCUCCGAUACCGGUCCCUGGGCAAGAAGCCGCACGACGAGGCUGACAAAACAUACCCUCUCAUGAUCCUCGCAUUUGUCUUCAUCGGUAUGGGUACCUGUGCUGGCUACAUGUCUAGCGUAUCUACAGUGGCCAAGAACUUUGGCAAGGGAAAAUAUCGCGGUCUUGCUCUGGCUAUGCCCAUCACAUGUUUCGGCCUCAGCGGCAUGUGGCUCAGCCAGGUUGGUAGUAUCAUCUUCUAUGAGACGCGGAAUGACGGGUCUAAGGGCGACGUUGAUGUCUUCCGCUUCUUCAUCUUCCUUGCCGUACUCCUUUUACUCAUGGGAAUACUGGGCUCUCUCACUCUCCGUGUUGUGGACGAGAAAGAGCUCAUCGAUGAGGCCAUUGAGGAGAUGGAAAACAGCGGACUGCUUGAUGGCUCCUCCCUCCUCGGCCAGUCCGAGCGAAGCUAUGGGGCUGUCGAGCAAGCUGCGUCGACGCACGACGAGGACGGCUCUUUCGACACCCCCAAGGACGAUGAUGCCAAAUGGAGGAAAAACUGGGUCCUCAAUGCCGAGACUCGUCGCUUCCUUUCGGAUCACACCAUGUGGCCCUUUGCCAUGUCUUUUCUUCUUAUGGUCGGUCCUGGUGAGGCCUUCAUCAACAAUCUAGGUACUGUCAUUGGUACCCUGAGUCCGCCGGAGGAGCAAGUUAUUUUCAGUGGGACAUCUGCGGCUACUCAUGUGUCGGUAUUUGGCGUUACCAGCACGAUCUCGCGCCUCGUCAUUGGCACUCUCACCGACAUAUUUGCCCCGUCGCCCUCUACCCAGCAUGCCCAACUCGGGCCAGCCCAACAUUCCUCUCCGCUGCGACGCAUCUCUAUCUCUCGUGUCGUAUUCAUGCUCUUUUUCGCCAUUCUGAUGGCAAUCGGGCUCCUCUUUCUCGCUUCCGGCGCCGCCCAGAACCAUGCCGAUCGCUUCUGGGUCGUGUCUGCACUUGUCGGUGCUGGUUAUGGCGCUAUCUUCAGUUUGACGCCACUGAUCGUCACAAUCAUCUGGGGUGUCGAGAACUUUGCCACCAACUUCGGCAUCAUUGCCACGGUGCCCGCCUUAGGCUCCGUCUUCUGGGGCUCUGUUUUCUCAGCUGUAUACCAGCAAGGGGCAAGGUCGGUGAACACAUCGCCGGACCAAGACGACGAAUUGUUUUGCUACGGGAAACAGUGCUACGCUUCGACAUUCUGGGCUGAAGGACUCACAGUUUUACUGGCAUGCGUGCUGCUAGUCUGGGCGUGGAAGGGUCGAGGCGGGUGGCAGCAGAGAGGCAUUGUUAUUUGA
Molecule: messenger RNA, 1764 nt
Organism: Geosmithia morbida
Lineage: Eukaryota; Fungi; Ascomycota; Sordariomycetes; Hypocreales; Bionectriaceae
Product: transmembrane transport
Exons: 1
Coding region: 1-1764 (587 amino acids)
Biological process (GO): transmembrane transport
Cellular component (GO): membrane
Molecular function (GO): transmembrane transporter activity
Source: RefSeq, a predicted model, not a curated record